CGAAACAGUGAAAAAAAGUGAAAUAACCGAAGCGCAGGACCAAAGAAACAAGAGAACAACGAAACAGUGAAAAAAAGUGAAAUAACCGAAGCGCAGGACCAAACAAACAAAAGAACAACGAAACAGUGAAAAAAGUGAAGUAAUCGAAGCGCAGAAAACGAAAUAAUAAUAAUAAUAAUAAAUAAACGCAUACAAUAUACAGUCCAGAAAGUGCAGUGAAAAAAAAGAAAAGAGGAGAACUAAGCGAACAACAGCAAGAACAGGGAGUGGGAGCGAAAGAAGAAAAAAAAUGAAAAGUUCUGAAAGCCCGCACACCACAUACAACGAACAGGAGAAUGAAUAACUCAGAGACACAGUAAAGGUGACCAACAGAACAGAGACUCAAAAAAAAAUAAAAAAAAUAAAAAUAAAAGGCGGGCGAAAAAAACAACAACAAAAGAUAUGUAAACACCCCACCACCAAACAAACAAACAAUGGAUAAGGAAUAAAAAAAUGUGAAAAUUCAGAAUAAAUAAGUACGGUGCCGCGGGGGACAGUGAAUAUAAGAAAAUGAAUGCCAGUGAGAUGGGGCACCACCACCACCGCCGCGUCACGUGUUGCGAGAAUAGUUUUUCAACGUGCGAAAUCGCGUUCCGGAGAGCCGCUGCAGCCUCCAGGUAGUGCUCGGCUUGGCGGCGAGACGUUCUCCUCUUCCUUUUUCGUCUCCCUCUUUUGUUUUAGCGCGAGGACUAAGCAUAUUCCAAGUACGGUCGAGAGGAUAGGAAGAGAGGACGCCCGGUGAAGAUUCUGUCUGCCUCCGAUGUCUCCCCCGAUGACGAGACUCCUGAUUCUCGCCCUUUCUUCCCUCCUGGGGUGGGCGGCGGGGCGGCAGAGGUUCCGGCAGCGGCCCGAGAGUGUGGAGGUUGUGGAGGGCGAGGACGUGUUGCUGCGCUGCGAGGUGCUGGACCAGGAGGGGCGCGCCCAGUGGACCAAGGACGGCUUUGCCCUGGGGUUUGAGCGAAGCGUGCCCGGCUACCCCCGCUUCAGCUACCUGGGUCGUCCGGGGCUCGGCCAGCACCACCUGCUCAUCAGCGGCGUCACGACCACCGAGGACGGCGAAUACCAGUGCCAGGUGGGGCCCGGCUCCUCCAACCGACCCAUCUGGGCCGCCGCCAACGUCACCGUGUUGGUGGCGCCGCGGAACGUCGAGAUCCUGGGGCGGAGCGACGGGGAGGACGUGGAGGUGGCGGAGGGCGACUCCCUCACCCUGGACUGUGUGGUGAAGGACGCCCGCCCGGCCCCCUCGGCUACCUGGCUCAGGGACGACGUGCCCCUCCCGCAAGGGCUGGUGGAGGAGGCGCUGGAGAAGUCGUCGCUGCCUCGCAGGUGGAGCGUCAGGAGCCGCCUGGUGCUGCGGGUGGCGGCUGAGGACGACGGGCGGCUGCUGUCCUGCGAGGCCGCCCACCCCGCCCUCAGGGGGACCACCGCCCCCCCGGCGGCCUCCGUCACCCUCUCCGUCCUCCACCCCCCCGGGCCGCCCAGCAUCAGCGGCUACGAGGCGGGGGACGUGCUGGUGGCGGGGCAGCGCGUCGUGCUGGUGUGCCGCGCGACGGGAGGCAACCCGCGCCCCGCCCUCACGUGGCACCGCCGUCCGCGCCCCAUGACCCGCGGCUCAACCACGCCCGCCGCCGCCACCCUCGCCGCCACGGCCGCCGCCACCUCCGUCACCACCACCGCCACCACCACCACGAGCCGCCUCCAGCUCACCGCCACCGCCGAGGACGACGGGGCCGAGUACGAGUGUCGCGCCGAGAGUGACCUGCUGGAGCGACCUCUGGCGGCCAGCGUGACCCUCACCGUGUACUAUGCCCCUUCGUCAGUGAGUGUCUCUGGGCCUCGCGAGGUGACCCUGGGCUCCAUCGUCUCCCUCACCUGCGAGACCAGUGAAUCCAACCCCCCUGCUGUUCUCACUUGGCGCGUGGACGGGGAGGAGGUGCGGGCGACGCGGGAGAUCAUGAGCGAGGUUAGCACCGGCGGCUGGGCGACCUCCUCCGAACUGAUCCACCAGGUCCCCGAAGCUACCCCCGCCACGCAGGUCACCGUCGAGUGCCUGGUGGUGAACCCGGCAGUCUCGCGGCCCCGGAGCAAGACUGUCUUCAUCUCCAUCAACAAGCCCGCGGGACCUCCAGUGUUUGAGAGCGAUCCGGGAAGAGAUGUUUUGGCAGGAACGACCCUGGACGUGAUCUGCCUCAGCCGCGGGGGCCACCCUCCUCCAGCCAUCAGGCUGUACAAGGUCAACCAGCCCCUCAGCGCCGUCGUCUCCACUGAGGGUAACGUGACCCGCGCCGCCGCUACCCUGCAGGUCAUCCCCAGCGACAACGGGUCAGAGGUCACGUGCGAGGUCAGCAGCUCGGCCACCAGCAGACCCAUGACCGCCUCGUUUGCCAUGUCCGUCUUCUUCCCGCCGUGGGAGGUCAACGGGUGGGUGUCGCCGCCCACGGUGGAGGAAGGUCAACCGCUCACCCUGUCCUGCCUCUCCUCGCCGAGCCUCCCGCCCGCAAAUAUCACCUGGAGGUCAAGCUGGCUGCCCCUCUCCCCCCCAGAGGUCACCCACCACAGCCCCGCCGCCUUCGGGGGAUUCAGCACAGAGUCCCAGGUGGUGGUGGCGCGGGCGGCGGCGAGCCACGACGGGCGGCCGGUGGUGUGCGAGGCGACCAACGGCCUGGCCUCGCCCGUCUCCACCUCCCUCACGCUGCACGUCCUGCACGCGCCGCUGUGGGUCACCAAGCCGCCGGCGAGGAUCAACGUGACUGAGGGAACCGACCUGGUGGUGAAGGCCGCCGCGCUGGCCAACCCGGGGCCCAUCAGGUAUUUAUGGCGGAAAGUGAAGGAAGAGAGAGAAAGGAACAGUAUUGGCAGCGUGGACAGCGAGGAGCAGGACGAAGGGGAAGGGAGCUACAUCGACAGCGACGGAGAGAGGAUGAGGAUCGCGCGGGUGUCGAGGGGGGACUCCGGGCACUACAGCGUGAAGGUGACCAGCCCGCGGGGGUCCUCCAGCGCUCCCUUCUACGUGAAUGUACAGUACGGGCCCGAGGACGUGUCGGCGGAGGAUCGGCGGGAGGUGGCGGCGGGCGAGAAGGUUCGCCUCAAGUGUUCCUCCAGCGGCAACCCUUCCCCGCGCCUCACCUGGACCACCGAGGCCCAGCCCCCCGCCAGGCCGGCUAUCGGACUGGGCUCCGGCGUGGGCGUGGCCUGGCUGGUGGUGGAGGCGGCCAGCGCGAGGGACACGGGCCUCUACUUCUGCCACGCCAGCAGCCCGCUUGGCUCGGCUCCCCCUGUGGUGACUCGCCUGGUGGUUCAACAGCCAGCAAAGAUCAUCUCAGACGGUGAUGCUGCUACCAAACCAGCGAGAAAGGGCGGCAGCCAUGCCUCCUGGGCCGAGGUGGGCGGCACCGGGCGGCUGGUGUGCCGGGUGCGGGCCGCCCCGCCGCCCACCUUCGUCUGGAGCAGCUCCAGCGACCUCAUUCUGCUGAACAGCGACAAGUACACCAUCCACGAGCCUCAGCUGACGGAUGGGCUGGUCACGUGGGCGUCCGUGCUGGAGGUCACCAGGAUUCGUCACCAGGACUACACCAGCUACCGCUGCUCCGCCCACAACGCCCUAGGCUCAGAUUCCGUGUUGGUUCACCUCAGGCCACCCAGCCGCCCGCUGCCGCCCCUCCACCUCAAGGUGGCCAAUGUGACGGCACGGGAGGUGUGGCUCACCUGGACCCCCAACCUGGAGGGCGGCGCCCCCCGGGGCUACACUGUCAGGUACCGGCCCGUCAACAGCUCGUCCUACCAGCACCUGGAGGUGGAGGGCGGCCUGACCUCGGUGGCGCGCCUCCAGGGCCUGGAGCCCGGCCGGCAGUACACGGUGGGCGUGCAGGCGUCCAGCCCACACGGCCGAUCUCACUUCGUCAGCCACGCCGUGCUCACCUGGCCAGGUCGCGACACGGAGCCGCCCACCAGCUUCCAGGGCCUAGCGGGCGGCGGCGCCGCAGUGACCAGAGGGAGGGGCGUCGGGGGCGGCGCGGAUGGGAUGGGGCAGGGUGGCGGCGGCGCCUCCAGGCUGCCUCGCUUCAUGCUGCUACUCCUCACGCUGACGGGCGCCGCGCUGCUGCUGCUCAACCUCUCCAUCAUCACCUGCUUCGUGCGACGCAGAGCCGCCGCUGCCGCGGCUGCUGCCGCCGCAGCAGCUGUUACUACAUCAGUGUCAGACAAGAGGUCGCCCACACUGGGGACUAAGGAGGGCUCGCCCGCCACACUGCCGGGCACGCUGAACUACCAGUCUCUGUUGUCACUCACGGCGCUGUCCCCCGCGGGACACCAGCAGUCGCCCACCCUCGACCAGGUGGACAGACAAAACCUCUGUGGGAACGGUGGCUUGGCGUCUCCUCCCCCCGCCGUCGCCGCCGCCACCAUGCCCGUCACCACCACGAUCACCACCACGCAGCUGUCGCACCAUAACGGCGGGGUCAUCACAACUAGCAGCACGUUCAUCGCUCUCAGGACGACUUCUCCCCGCACUGUCUCGUGGGGAGGACGCUCUGACGGAGCUGCACAUCAACUUUCUGCUGGCCCCAACACUUCUGCGGAAACUAAUUUUGGAGUUCCGGCUUCUAUUACUGCCGCUUCCUCUGCGGAAAGUCCCAAGAUUUCUCGGAGUCUGCAUAUCACCGGAGGUCUGCCACAAGGGCCUGACGUUUGUUUGGUUACUCCUGGUGCCUACGACGACGUGUCUGGUCGCCUGAGGAGUCCUCAACCGCCGUCGGAGGACCAAGUGUCUAUCAGCUCCUUCAGAAGUAGCAACAUGGAAAGUUCCAGCGUGUGUUCCUCUCAAGGGCUUUUCCGUCCACUGUCGUCGCUCAGAAAUCUUGAUUACCUGCAGGAGGCACCGGAAAUAGUGCAGGAUGCCGUCAGGUCCCUCCCACAGCCUCACAACCCGACCCACCGCUCCCCUUCGCCAGGCAAGGACCGCUACGGCCCCGAGGAUUCGCAGCCCACACACUACUCCAGCUUGAGUCCCUCGGGGCUCCUCAUGGCGGGCCCGCACCUGUCCAAGCCAGCCUGUAGCCUUAUCUCCUUCACAGGUGCGCGUGGAGCGAGUCGCUCCCACUCCUACACUCCCCUCGCAGCCAGACGCCUCACACCCACCAAGGUCCCCUGCCCCCGUCCGCCUUCCCGCUCCAGCGAAGGAGCGGCAGCUCAACACGAACAUUUCGAGUCCGCAAGCACCUCCGCAGCCUCCAGUCCAGGUGACUCCAAGAGGCCUAAUCAACACACGAGAAAAAGUUCCCACGAUUUCGUUAACUCAACGAAGAAGAAUGCCGCAGACCCAAAAACCUCGACUAUGCCCAGAACCUUAAAGUGUGCCACGAAUACUGUGCUAGAGAAUGGCUGCUCCGGGAACUCCUUCGUCAGGAGUCCGGUGUCUGAGCAGUCCUUCACGUUAGCCGCCAGCAGCGGAAGCGAGUCGCCUGUUGUGGUGCAGGCCGCUGCUUCCUCCUCCCUCAGCCCACAGGAGGCACAACAGGUGGCCCAGGAGGGAGCAGACGACCCCCUGCAGGAGUUCAGCGGCUCCUCCGGGUACAACAGCAGCAGUCCGGAUCAGGACAUUACCAGAGAUCCGCGGGCUGUGGCUUUGUGGUCUGAGAAGGCGACGGAGGAAGGAGACGGACCGAGCAGCAGAGAGCCCGAGCAGGGAGAACACUGAUAGUGGUGCCAUCGCCUGGGCCGCGGCAGACACCUGGGGACGCACGGGUGAGUUUGUGGCUGAGCAAAGGCAUCGCAGAAGCUCGAAAAUGUAAUGAUUGAAGGUUUGUAUUUAGUGAAGCGGUAGGUUAGCAAACUAUAUUUUACAAAAAAUCGGAAUUAUAAAUGUAUAGGUUGCAUCUAAGAUUGUAUGGCUGUUAUUUCUGUAUUACCAUAUACCUUAAAUUAUAUAUUAUGGGUAACCUGUGCCCUGUAAAUAAAUCAUAUACAUAACAUGGAGGCAAGUGCCAUUGUGUGGGAAAGGUAAUAAAGACUUUCUAA
Molecule: messenger RNA, 6054 nt
Organism: Eriocheir sinensis (Chinese mitten crab)
Lineage: Eukaryota; Metazoa; Arthropoda; Malacostraca; Decapoda; Varunidae
Product: nephrin-like
Exons: 24
Coding region: 800-5734 (1644 amino acids)
Biological process (GO): cell-cell adhesion
Cellular component (GO): cell-cell junction
Molecular function (GO): cell adhesion molecule binding
Source: RefSeq, a predicted model, not a curated record